Molecule: messenger RNA, 558 nt
Organism: Rotaria socialis
Lineage: Eukaryota; Metazoa; Rotifera; Eurotatoria; Philodinida; Philodinidae
Source: the annotation of a GenBank genome assembly
AUGGAAAACGACUGUGAAGCGAAAGUAACACCUAGUACUCAACCAUACGAUACUCUUUCGGAAUCUCCAUCGACCAAAACAAAAACAAAUCUUCAAAACACCGAAGCAAUUGUUUGCAAUGCACGAACAAUAUUCUAUGCAUGCCCCUUUGUUCUGUUAGCAUUACUUAUUCUUCUCGGGAUACCAUUAUUACAAAUUAUUAUUGGUAGUUUGUGUAAGAAUGAAUGUCCCGUCAAUCCUCUUAUUCCAGUAUAUCUUCUUGUCAUGGGUGUUGCUACGUUAACUCUAAUAUCAACUGUGAUUCUAGCGGUGACUGUGAAGAAAUUAUCUUUUUUGUUUUAUUUAAGCAUUCUAUUGGCUUUAUUAAUGUUUGGCUGGUGCAUAACAGGCACUGUCUGGAUAUUUAAAAGUCAAGGCAAAGCUCAGUUUUAUUAUCCUAAUCAACGAAGUACUUAUUGUCAAUAUUCAGUUUUUAAUGGUGCUCGAGUACUAAGCUAUAUGAAUUAUUUUUAUCUGACCGGUUUGCUAUCCCUAUUCUCGAAACGUUCGAACCAAUAA